GGUACAAAAUACAAAUAAAAAACCAUACUUGCUCUGUGUAAAAAACAAACUUAUAGGUACAUCUUUGGUAGGUACCUAUUUGGCUAUUUGAAAUUAUUGUUAGAUCAAAUAAACAUAAUAAUUACAGAAAAGAUAUUAAAAAAAUGGCAUUUGUGAAUUUUCUGAAAGAAAAGAAGAAACUUAUUUUUUAUACAGUAAUAAUUUGUUUUAUAUCCAUAUUAGUAAAUAAGAGUUUCAUGACAAAUUCAACAUCAGAAAAAGUUAAAUCCAAUAAAAUUACACUAACGCAAGAGGAACUAGCAAAAUAUAAUGGUGAUGAGCAUGAAGAAUUAUAUUUAGCUGUUAUGGGGUCUAUUUUCGAUGUCUCCAGUGGCAAAAUGCACUAUGCAAAAGGAAGUUCAUACCACUAUUUCAUUGGUAAGGAUGGUACUAGAGCCCUUGUAAGUGGAAAUUUUAAUGAUGAAAGUGAAGAUAAAGAUCAUAUUUUGAAUUUGAAAUGUGAUGAUAUAUUUGCCAUAAUGCACUGGAGAAAAACAUUCCGUGAAAAGUAUAAAUAUGUAGGAGUAUUACAGGGCAGAUAUUAUAAUUCUGAUGGAACAGAAACCGAAUAUAUGGCAGAAUUUAAGAAUAAGUUAAAGAAAUGCAAAGCUGAAAAAGAGAAUGUUAAGAAACAAGACAAUUUAUAUCCUCCAUGUAAUGUUGCCUGGAGUGAAACAGAGGGUACCAGAGUGUGGUGUUCAAAGUCUAGUGGUGGAAUAAAAAGGGAUUGGGUGGGAGUGCCACGUCAACUCUACGAGCCUGGUAGUGAUAAACCAAAAUGUGUAUGUGUUCAACAAGAAGAUAAUAAUAUGCUCAAACAGUAUGAAGGAUGCUCAAGUAGUGCUACUGAAUGUUUCGUCCAUGUUACAUAAUUAUUAUAAUUUGUAUAGUGUCAGUCCCAUGUCCCCGUAGUGGGGUAAGGGGCAGAUGCACUAUGUAGACAUCUGUCACUGAUCGAUUUUUCUUUAGGGUCAA
Molecule: messenger RNA, 1014 nt
Organism: Colias croceus (clouded yellow)
Lineage: Eukaryota; Metazoa; Arthropoda; Insecta; Lepidoptera; Pieridae
Product: neuferricin homolog
Exons: 4
Coding region: 144-911 (255 amino acids)
Cellular component (GO): membrane; endomembrane system
Source: RefSeq, a predicted model, not a curated record